CAUCGUUUAUAGUCAGAAAGUGUUUAGCUGCUGACAAAUAACGUGUUUCAUUCAAAGUAUAAUUCGCCAUGAGGUUUCUUAGCGCCUAUAUUCAGUUGAGAUGCAGUAGGGCUACGGCGUUUAUCAGCUACUUGAUUUUGAUUCAACUGCUGUCGUCCAGCUGCGCCGGUCCGGUUCGUUCUUCCCGCAGGAGUGAAGUGAGGAGUCCCUUUGCAUCCGCCCAGAAGUACGCCAAUAUCGAGUCCCGAACAAGCGAUUAUCAAGAUAAUCAGCAGUUGACAAAUGAGAAUCACGAAACGGUCUUGGUAGAUGUGAAGAAUCCCAGCGAAGAUUUGAUCGCCACGACCGACAAUUCGUUGCCUUUAGAGGAUCCCGUCGACAACUUCCAGUCCAGUCCAGUUGGUCCAUCAGAAUCGCUGGCAGAUAUCAGUGGGUCAACUGAUGCUGAUGCUCAAACUGAAUAUGUCACCGAUCCUUCCAUCGAUCUUGCGGUUGUAACACCUGACGUUGUGGCGAUCGACCAAGUCUCUUCGGAUGCCUCCGCUUCUACAACUCCGAUGAAUCUUCCACUUUAUCCAGCAGUGCGAGUCCCAACUGCUCCGGAAUCGGUUCGCACAACCGCCGCACCUUUGGUUGCCGGAACCAACAAUCCUCCAUCAACCGAAGUUCCGGUUUUAGCUCCAGUGACAUUGCCGGAACUUAUUUUGAAUAAUACCGAAAGCGAAGUGAAGAAGACCACUCCGAUUUUGUCGUUAAAGUAUGGCGUGCCGAAGGGCGGCGAUAAGCAGAAUCUACCCCAAUAUCAUCGCCCGAUUAAAACGUCCUACAAUUCCCCCGACACCAACAUUAAUCCCUAUCUUGGCGAAGAAUUAGAUAAACCCAUUUAUCUUCCGCCGACUUUCCCCGGCCCGGCUGCUCUCCCGGCCGCUAUUAAUCUUUACGCUUCGGAUGAAGACAACUUUCCCCCGAUUCCGUUCGGCAACUCCAAACCCAAGAAAUUGGAGUUCCCUCCGGUGUCCAACACGGACGAGAAUUUCGGUUAUCAAAUCGACUGGUGGUAAUAAUUAUUAAAGGAGCGAAAAAACAAACAAUGAACCUUCAGUUAUAUUACAUAGUUUGAGUCAGAUAUAAUAUUAUUCAAUCUAUAGAUUAGAUUUUCAAGCUUCUGAUUUAUUUUGUCAUGCCAUACUGUAUAUGCUGCUUGACAUCACACGUUUUAUUGGUUAAAUAGAGAAAUAUAUUCACAGUUAUUAUACUCAUCAAAUAUAUGCCCCCAAAUAUCUUUAAUGUUAGCCCAAAAUCAAUAUAAUAAGGGCUAACCAAAAGUAUAUAAAUUCCGACUUUGCGGUGACCGCUUUUAUAUACCGUGGCCAUCAAAACAAAAGAUCACGAAUAAAAGCCGCAAAAUAUAAUAAACGAAUAAAACGAUGUAUUUAUUUGUGGGUAUACAAACAUUAUCAAAAAUAAUAUGGGAAUCGAUCUGACCACACAGCAUUCUAUAAAACCGAAAAGAAAUGAAAUCUUUGGCGGGAAGGUUUGAACGUUUGCCGUCAACGGCGUCACCUUUUGUCGCUAAACUCUGAUGUCUGAUGUCUAAAUAUACAUAUAAUAAAAGUUGCGUAGGUAUAAGAAACGCAGGUGAAAAUUGUCGUCACAUUUGUGCACGUCUCAAAUGCUGUUGGCAAGCAGCAAUAACGAAAGAAAUAAAAAGAAAGCUGCAAUAACGAUCCACGGUGCUCUAUGACGGGGAUCAACAUUGUUAUUACACUUAAAUAUCAUGGAGUAACAGCGCAGUUCGUCUGUCGCACAAAAGUCUUUUUAAUUGUUUGGAAAGAGCAGCUGCAGGCGCUUCUUUGAAAAAGAAGUGAAAACGGGAAAAAGUCCAACAAAACUGCUGGAUAGUAGUAUAGAAGUCGAUAUAGAAAUCACGCAUGCGCUAAUAAUCUUCUAUGUAGCUUCUAUUUUUUUGCCACGGGCUAUACAGGCGGCAGACAAAUGCAACGCAUCAGUCUCGCCAUUUUCCCUUUCGACUGCAUGUCGUUCAGCUAUCUAAAACGGCCAACCGUUUCUCUGCUGGGCAACCGGCAGCGAUAACGGUAUACAAGAAACGAUUUCAACUUCAAAACAUUUUUCAAAAUGAUUUUUGCGGUAAUGGGUUUUUGUACGUGGGUUUAUAUAAUGGCAGGAAAACUGCGGAGAAAGCGACUGCUGUGAUGGAAAUCAUGUUAUAUGCCAUCAGCGCUAUAUAAGUCCGUCGCUAUCUUAGUCGUUCACUCACAUUCAGUCAGAAACUAAAACAGACACCACAACCAGCACCGCACCGAGCCUUUGCAACAUGAAUUUUCUCAACAAGAGAAAUAGCGCGGUGGCUGUAGCUUGUCUGGUUUUAUUUCAGCUAGGCUGCAGUUACUCCAGUCCGGUUCGUUCACCUCGUACGUCUGCUUUGAAAUUACGCAACAUACUGGCCAACAUUCAACGAGUUCCUCGCAGCGAUCAAGAUUAUCACCUUAUUCCUAAUAAUGAGAAUGGAGCUGAUGUUGCAGUGACUCCUGGCCAAUCCUUCCUACCGACGACUGCUGUGGGCGUUCCCUUAGAUAAACCGGAAGCAAUUGAUAACACUGGCCCAAUCGGAAAUUAUCCAGACUCACCUGAUGGAUCUGACGAGACCGAGCUUCCAGCACUGCCAACAGAUGUCGACAGCGGAUUACGCAAUUCAGAUUCAGUUGAAACUGUGACGUCAUCUAAUGUUCAAGAGCCAAUUCAGAAGCUGGAGGAUCCUUCCUAUUCCAAGUUUCUUCCAGAACAAGAGCUUCCGACUACAUCUGAACUCUAUCAUUCACCAACUGCGGAAGCACCUUUUAAUCCAGCGGAACUUCCGCUCACGUAUCCAAUUGUAUGUGUCCCGGAGGGUCCAUCAGCCAUACCCAUCACCGUUGCCGAUUUGCCUCUGGAGACCAUCUUACCAUCCACGGUAGCACUCCCAGAGAAAGAGGAAAUCAGUUCCUCAUCACCGGAAGCUCCCGAUCAGUCAGCAAUCAUUGCGCAACAAGGGAACAACGUUGGCGCUCUUCCGCUGGAGUUGGAUGCCAAAACGCAAACAGCGUCGUCUUCCUUUGGCGUCGAUCCGUCCAAAUAUCAGCCAAACAAUUCGUACGACCUGAUCACUACAGACAAUCCAAAUGAAAAGUUCAGUAACUCUUCCGGCCGUCCGAUCGGAUCUCGUUUGAGGGAGCUGGGCUUCCCUCCCAUAUCCAACACGCAAGACAAUUUUGGUGUUCAAGUCAAUUGGGCUGAAUUCAGGUAAUUCGGCUUCAAUCCGUCCGUCAUGUGCCCUCUUUUUUAACUAUUAGGUGUCAAAUUCUCUCCAUUUUUAUACUAUCCAACUGAAUUCGAAUAAAUAAACGGUAGAUUGAUAAAUAUACCAUAUACAGCAUACGUGA
Messenger RNA from Daphnia pulicaria, 3440 nucleotides. RefSeq lists its product as uncharacterized. The record is from RefSeq and is a predicted model, not a curated record. Bases 69 to 1061 code for a protein of 330 amino acids. The transcript has 3 exons. Lineage: Eukaryota; Metazoa; Arthropoda; Branchiopoda; Diplostraca; Daphniidae.